AUGAGCGUACGCAAACGCACUUGGUGUGUGGUCAACCGGGUCAAGAAGGCCAACAACCUUGGCGCGUGCACGCACCCCGCAAUGUCCGCGGGGCAGUGCGUGUCGGCGGGGCCCGGGUGGGGCCCCAUCUUCUACAGCAGCGGAGUGGCAUCAGGCGCGAUCAAGGCGGAGGACAUGUGCCAGCGCUGUGCGUGCAACAAGGGCCAGUUCUCCAACUGCCGCCGCAUCAAGGGUCGCUUCCAAUCCCAUCGUCUCACCCGCCCCUCCCGGUUCCUCAUCUCAUUGCUUGCCCUUGUCUUUGUUCUCCCACCCUCGGCGGCCCACAACACUAUGGUGCGGCAUGGCAUGCCAGUGUGCGUGCCGGAGAAGGGAGCAGGCGCGGUGGCAGCACAAUGCGAUGCGUGCUGCAAGGGGGCAGAGGGCGACGCUAAUGUCAAGGCGUGCCUUGCAGCGUGCGGGAGGGUCACGCUUUGA
Messenger RNA from Closterium sp. Naga37s-1, 474 nucleotides. Lineage: Eukaryota; Viridiplantae; Streptophyta; Zygnematophyceae; Desmidiales; Closteriaceae. The record is from the annotation of a GenBank genome assembly.